UAAAGCAGUGUUUGCAACGAAUACAGCUGGCAGCUGCUGAAAAUAGCCAGGUGCUUUCUCCCUCUUUCCCCAUUCUUCAGAUGUUCCAGUCUCCCAAGUGCAGAAAAUCCUACUGAAACUGCUUAUCUCCACUACUCUAGCCUAGCUAGCCAAACCAUAUAUAACACCCUGACACUGAGACUAGGGGUUGCUCAAUUGUGGAGAGGCAAGAAGAAGAGACUAAAGAACCUGGCCAAUUUCCCCAGUUUCCAAUGGAUGGCCUACCACUGUUUUACUUUCAUCCUGUGACCUUUUACCAAGGGGUUGCUUUUCCCUUUGCUCUUCUUUUUAAUUUUCUCUGUGCUAUGGAUUCUUUCUCCAUCACUGCCCGAUACAUCUUUCUCCUCGUGGGAGGCUGCCUGCUCGCCUGGACGGCCAUGGCCCAUUAUUCAGUGCUGGUCUUCACUCCUGCUGUCUGUGCUGUGGCCCUCUUCCAGUCCAUGAGUCCAGAGAAGGUUCACCGCUGGACACUCUCUUUCCAGAUGACCUGGCAAACUUUUUGCCACCUGGGACUACAUUACACUGAGUACUAUCUUCAAGAACCUCCUUGCAUGAGGUUCUGUAUCACCCUUUCUUCCCUCAUGCUCCUGACCCAGAGAAUCACUUGGCUCUCUCUAGACAUCUGUGAGGGGAAAGUGGUGGUGAAGGAAGCCUGGAGAGGCCCCUGCGUCCUGUCAUUUUGUAGCUACCUCCUCUUCUUCCCGGCACUUCUGGGCGGCCCUUUGUGUUCCUUUAAGAGGUUUCAGGCUCGGGUGAGUCGGCCAGAGUCACUGUGGAGGCCGCUGUACCUUGGCCCUACCACCAGGAGGGGCCUGCUGUUCCUGGGGCUGCAGCUGCUGAAAACCUUGGUGAGCGGGAUGCUCAGGGCAAGUACCAGCUUGGCCAGCUGCCGCCGAUUUGGCUGUGUCUAUGUCAUGUGGACCACGGCUGUGCUCUUCAAACUGAGCUAUUACUCUCACUGGAUGCUAGAUGAAGCCCUCCUCUGGGUAGCAGGCUUUGGGCUGGACUCCAGAGCUCCCCUCCACAGCGAGGGAGAUGUUUCGGAUGCAGACAUUUGGACCUUGGAGACAACUCACAGACUCUCCCUGUUCACCAGGACUUGGAACCAGAGCACCACCAAGUGGCUCCGGAGGCUUGUAUUUGAGCGGGCUAAGACCUGGCCACUGCUGCAGACAUUCUCCUUCUCUGCCUGGUGGCACGGGCUCCAUCCAGGACAGAUCUUUGGUUUCCUGUGCUGGGCACUGAUGGUAGAAGCCGACUACCUGAUCCAUGGCCGCGCCAAGGAGCUGAUCAGAUCCCGGCCAGGGAGGCUGCUCUACAGGAUCACCUCCUGGGCCUACACGCAGCUUAUCAUUGCCUACAUCCUACUGGCAGUGGAGCUUAGGAGCCUCUCUGCACUCCAGCUACUGGGGGCUUCCUACAACAGCCUCUUCCCCCUGGGGUACUGUAUGUUUCUUGCACUAUUAGCAAGGAAUAAAAAGCAAGCAGGAACCUCACCAACCUCUUUCACCCAAUGAACUGGGUUCUUCCUUGAUGCUGGAUCCUUGCCCUGUGGGGCACUAUGGCCUCAUUGGGGAUCAUUUAGGACAUUCUGAUCAGAGACAAGUGACAAGACAGAGUAUCAAAGGAAGAGCUACUAUAGCAGGUUCAGUGAGGAUGACCAAAAGCAGAUCUGGAAGGAAAAAUAGAGAACUAAGUACACAAGAACUGAAACAAGCAGAAUAGCAGCAGCAAAAGUGUGGGAAAGGUACACAAGCAUGACAUGUGGCUUGGGAAAUGACACAUAAACUGCUGAUUUGGGGCAGGCCGCUGCAAGAUCCUGCCACUGAAGGAAGGAAGGUAGGUUUAUUUGGUUAGGGUGUGUUGAAGUCUCAGUCCUUUCUCAUUUUCAUGGCCUACAGGACACUCUGCUGUUCUACCUUGCUUACUCAUCUCACCUCCCACCCUAGUCUUCCUCCUCACCUCACCCCUGUCACCAUCUUUGGUAGCUUCUCAACUUGUGGAGGUGGUGUGCUUUGAUGGAUUACAUAUGGGAUCACUCUAGGGUCUGACUGUCCUUAGAAUAGAAAUCAGGGAGACAGAAGCCCUCCUAACAAAUAUUACACUUUUUCACAGAUAGGAGGAGCUUGAUCUUUCCUUGAUCUUUUGAGUUGAUGUAGUUUCUGACUAGAUGAUCUCUGAGGACAAUUCCACAUCUAAAAUGUUUAUUAUGACUUUGAAUACAACGUAAUUUUCAAAAUAUGAGGAGCCUUAGCAUAUUUCCACAGAAAAAAAGAUAAGCGAUAAGAGCCAGUAAUAACAUUGUUUGACAAUAUGACAGAUUAAAUGAGCUCAUGGGGGCUGGUCUAGGAACCAGAUUUUCACUGGUAAUGUUGAUUCUAUGGAAAGAUGUUAUAAAUUCCAAACACUCCAUUUCAUCUUGAAAUAGCUUUUUCAUAACUCGGGACUUGACGGCUUCUGUUUUGAAAGUUUUCAUUUCUGUAGGUUUUUUUUUUUU
This is a messenger RNA of Antechinus flavipes (yellow-footed antechinus), 2536 nucleotides long. It is a transcript of the gene MBOAT4, whose product is annotated as membrane bound O-acyltransferase domain containing 4. The record is from RefSeq and is a predicted model, not a curated record. The transcript is spliced from 3 exons. The coding region runs from base 252 to 1556 and encodes 434 amino acids. Lineage: Eukaryota; Metazoa; Chordata; Mammalia; Dasyuromorphia; Dasyuridae. Gene Ontology annotation, biological process: peptidyl-serine octanoylation; lipid modification. Gene Ontology annotation, cellular component: endoplasmic reticulum membrane. Gene Ontology annotation, molecular function: serine O-acyltransferase activity.